This is a messenger RNA of Pogoniulus pusillus (Red-fronted tinkerbird), 6111 nucleotides long. RefSeq names its product mitogen-activated protein kinase 4 (gene MAPK4). Lineage: Eukaryota; Metazoa; Chordata; Aves; Piciformes; Lybiidae. The transcript is spliced from 7 exons. Gene Ontology annotation, biological process: intracellular signal transduction; protein phosphorylation. Bases 1030 to 2772 code for a protein of 580 amino acids. Gene Ontology annotation, cellular component: cytoplasm; nucleus. The record is from RefSeq and is a predicted model, not a curated record. Gene Ontology annotation, molecular function: MAP kinase activity; ATP binding.
CCCCAUAUCUUUCAUCAGCACACAGUUGGCAAUGGCAUCAGAUAGAAGUGUUUCUGCUAUGCCUGCCAGAUGGUUGGACGUAAUGCUCCUCCACACAGAGCUAACUUGAGCUUUCCAGUGCUAACUUGUGCUCCUCCUAAAGCCAGCCUCUCUGAUAUUGCAGCUCCUGGAAACAGAGAGAUAAAACAGAGGAGGAGGGGCUGAGACCUGUUGAGGGAUAACGGGUGGCCGCGCAGCGCAGGGAGCAUCUCCAGCGAGCUGUGAAGAUCAGAUGGCUCUUGGCUGCAGCAGCAGGAGACUUACAAAGGGAAAGUGUGGGAACUGCAAGUGCUCUGCUGAGGGCUGCUCCUAAAGUGAUUCCUGCUCCGCAGAACGCCCUACUGCAACCUGCUGGUGAGGAGGAUGGGAUCUGCCCACCCUGAAAGGGGAGUGACAAGAAGGGUGAAGCUUUGCUGACUCGGGCAGCCUGGCCGGUGCCUGGAUGCACCUCCCUGGUGGGGAAAGCGCUGUCAAAACCAGUGGACAGGGAGGGUUUGGGGUGGCAGAGGGGCCAUGGGGCUGCUGUGGGCACUGCCCCACGGCUGGGCCAUCCAGUUGUCCCAGCACUGAGGCUUUGGGGACGCAGAAUCGGGUGUCCAGCUCCAUCAACAGCUCUGCUCUUCAUCAUUGCCUCGAGGACGUCGGAGAAGGAGGGCAAAGAAGUGGCUGAAAAAUGUAGGAGUGCUGAUUGGUUUUGUUUUUAAGCCUCCAGAAAUAGAACCUUUCUGUUUUCCUAGAGACUUCUGGGCUGCGUUUCUCCCACGCCGCUCGGGGAGCUUCUUCUCCCCAGCUCAAAGCAUUUAAUCUCGGCGUGCCCGCUCUCGGGUCUACCUUCACAGCAUCCAGGCCUCACCACAGAGCCAUGGGCUUGGCUCCAGCCCACCCCCUCCAGCAACUAUGAGGCGCUGCCUUUCCCGCUGCCAUCGCGAUCGGGAAGCCCUCGGACUUUUCAAGUGACGGCAGGGGGAGGGAAGCAGCAGUUGGAGAGGGAUGGCAGAGAAGUGCGACUGCAUCGCCAGCAUGUACGGGUACGACCUGGGCUGUCGCUUCGUCAACUUUCGGCCCCUGGGCUUCGGGGCCAACGGGUUGGUGCUGUCGGCCCUGGACAGCAAGAGCUGCCGCAAAGUGGCGGUGAAGAAGAUCACCAUCGGCGACGCGCGCAGCAUGAAGCACGCGUUCCGUGAGGUGAAGAUCAUCCGCCGCCUGGACCACGAGAACAUCGUCAAGGUCUACGAAGUGCUGGGGCCCAAAGGCACCAACCUGCCUGGGGACUUCUUCAAGUUCAACAUGGUCUACAUCGUCCAGGAGUACAUGGAGACAGACCUGGCCCGGCUGCUGGAGCAGGGCAAGCUUGCUGAGGAGCAUGCCAAGCUCUUCAUGUACCAGCUGCUGCGGGGCCUGAAGUACAUCCACUCGGCCAACGUCCUGCACCGUGACCUCAAGCCGGCCAAUAUCUUCAUCAGCACUGAGGACCUGGUGCUGAAGAUUGGCGACUUUGGGCUGGCCAGGAUCGUGGAUCAGCAUUACUCACACAAGGGUUACCUCUCUGAAGGCUUGGUAACAAAGUGGUACCGCUCCCCUCGCCUCCUGCUCUCGCCAAACAACUACACCAAAGCCAUCGACAUGUGGGCAGCAGGCUGCAUCCUGGCCGAGAUGCUAACAGGAAGGAUGCUCUUUGCUGGAGGUCAUGAGCUGGAGCAGAUGCAGCUUAUUCUGGAGACAAUCCCUGUUGUCCACCAGGAAGACAAAGAGGAGCUGCUCAAGGUGAUGCCCAUGUUCAUCAACAGCACGUGGGAAGUGAGGAAGCCGCUGCGCAAGCUGCUGCCCGAAGUGGACAGUGAAGCAAUUGAUUUCCUGGAGAAGAUCCUGACCUUCAACCCCCUGGACCGCCUGACGGCCGAGAUGGGGCUGCAGCACCCCUACAUGAGCCCCUACUCCUGCCCCGAGGACGAGCCGGUGUCGCAGCAUCCCUUCCGCAUCGAGGACGAGAUCGACGACGUCCUGCUGAUGGAAGCCAACCAGAGCCAGAUGUCUACCUGGGACAGGUAUCACAUCAGCCUGUCCUCUGAUCUGGAGUGGAGACACGACAAGUACCACGACAUGGACGAGGUCCAGCGGGACCCCCGGGCAGGGUCUGAGUCCAUCGCUGAGGAGGCGCAGGUUGAUCCGCGGAAGUACUCCCAGAGCAGCUCCGAGAGGUUCCUGGAGCUGUCCCACUCCUCCAUGGACCGAGUCUUCGAUGCCGACUGCGGGAAGUCGUGCGACUACAAAGUGGGGUCGCCCUCCUACCUGGACAAGCUGCUGUGGAGGGACAGCAAGCCCCACCACUACUCGGAGCCCAAGCUCAUUUUGGAUCUGUCCCACUGGAAGAGAGCGACCAUAGCGCCCGCGGCGGAGCUGUCGCUGGAGGAGGAGCCCUCUAACCUCUUCCUGGAGAUCGCCCAGUGGGUGAAGAGCACGCAGGUGGGCCUGGAGUGCCCCAACCCUCUCCCCGAGGCGCAGGAGCGGAGCCUGCCCUCUCCUCCUCACCAGCUGCGCAGAGAACCCCCAGAGGUGGGCGGCGAAACGGACCCCGAGUUUAACUUGGACGUCUUCAUCUCCAGGGCCCUGAAACUUUGCACAAAACCCGAGGACCUUCCGGACAAGCAGCUCGGUGACCUCAACGGGGCCUGCAUCUCUGAGCACCCCGGCGAGAUGGUGCAGGCAGAGGUGUACCAGAAGGAGCGGUGGUGAGGAGCGAGCCCUGCUCCGCCCCUGCCUCUCUUCCUCUCUGAUGGUGUGGCCAUCGCCUCCCCCGCCCCCCACCCCGCCGCCGGCUGAGCGGUUGUCAUCUGCCAUUGAGCUGUCACCCGUUCUUUUAACGCUGUACCCUUUGCCUUUGUCCAAAAAGGCGAGCACAAAACCACAUGCCCCUUUUGAUGCCUUAGAGGUACCUCCAAGGGAAUCAAGAGGUGUGAAAAACGAAAUUCUGAGCUUCUUAAACACUGCCUUAACACUCUUGCCUUGCGAUCUCUGGGACCCGUUUGAGACUUCAGCGCAGGAGGGAGAGCUGACAGCACGCAGUAAGCCUGCAGGCAGUACUCACCUCGGCCUCUUUCCCUUUCUUUGUUCUGUAGCAUCUCAGCAUGAUGAGGACAAAAUCAUCAGCGUUUUCCUUGCGCUUCAGAUGCCCCUCUGGGGCUUGGUGGCUUCCCCAGAAGGCCAAGCUUGGAGCUCCUCUGAGGGCACCGCUGUGAGGAGCGAUGCCAGGCAGUGCCUGCGGGCAGUCAUCAGCCGGCAGGGAGCGGACCUAGGGGGGGAGUCUGGCCGGCAGACAGAGGAGGACUCCUUGAGGAUGUUAGUGAGGAUGGGAUGUGACCUACAGAGCAUGCCCCACGUGGGAUCUCGUGGUAUGCCUGGCUGGGAGACAGCAGUGCUCAUGGAGCUCAUUCUCCUCGUUUGGUUUCUCACCCAUCAGUUCUCCUUCCCUUUGCAUGGGGUAGAUCUGAGCUCCCCCAGUGCUUUGGGAGGCCACCUAUGACCACACUUCAGCCUCACAACCUGGUGCUGCUAGCCCUGCCUUGGGCAGCUCCGCCCAGCAGGCCAGCAAAAGGUGGUGAGGAGGACCAGAGAGGAACUGAGAGCUAGGAAGAAGGUUGACCUCAUGAUGUGAUGCUGCCAGCCCUUCCUUGGGCAGCUCCACCUAGCAGGCCAGCAAAUGGUGGUGGUGAGGAAGACCAGAGAGGACCUGAGAGCUAGGAAGAAGGUUGACCUCACCACAUGAUGCUUCCAGCCCUGCCUUGGGCAGCUCCACCCAGCAGGCCAGCAAAUGGUGGUGGUGAGGAGGACCAGAGAGGAGCUGAGAGCUAAGAAGAAGGUCAACCUCACGACAUGACGCUGCCUGGCACCACCAGCUACACAGACCCAGCAAGGGGUCACCCACCUUUGCUAAGGACAAAAAGGAACAGAAGUACAACUGCUUGAAGCUUCUGGCUGUGAAAAAAGGAACCCACAACAAUACAAACCACAAAACAACAACAACAAAACAAGCCAACAAAACCCCCAAGCCAACAGUUCCUGCACCGUUCAGAACUGGCUGCUUCGCUGCCAGCUUCCUGCUGGCCUCAGUGGAGCAGCCAGGUGUGGUUUGUACAUAGACACAACUGAUCUACUGCAGCUUCUGUUCUCACCCACUCUUCUGAGCACCUUAAUUAACAAAUCAGCUAAUAGGAGUUUGUAUGGGGAAUAAACUGUUCUGUACUGGAACUUCAUCAAACCUGGCAGUUUGGUUUCUUUUUUUAAUGGAGGACCUGUAAAUAGCAACCUCAGAGCUGAUCUCCACCUUCCUCACCCCGUGCUGCCCACUGCUUUUUCUGUUCUUUCUUUGUGAUGAAGAUCUCCUGGAGAAACUCCUGUGCUUACUAACUCCAAGGUCCAUAUUUAGCUCUUGUUCCUGAAUAUUUAUGCCCUGCUGACAAGCAAUCUACUGAACUUCCUGAGAUAUGAAUGAAGAGAGUUCAUGUGACGCUCAGAUGACACCCAGCAGCAUUUACUGUGUUAGCCCUGGUUUCUCUUCUCUUCUGGGUGGCAUCAGGUAGAGGUUUAGCUGUAGGAGAGCUACUGCUAGGCAGAAAACUCGUUCUUAUGGUGAAGAUCUCUCCUUAGGCUGGUGGCAGCGUGGUUACUGCAGCUGGUUAGCAGCAUAGGUGUGGAGGCUGCCAGCUGCGUGGAUGGGAUGGGGGCAGAUGUCCUGGGGCAGGGGUGGAGAAGGCAACUGGAAGGCAAAGCUGUUGGAGGAGGCAACUGGAAGGCAAAGCUGCUGGAGAAGGCAACUGGAAGGCAAAGCUGCUGGAGAAGGCAACUGGAAGGCAAAGCUGUUGGAGGAGGCAACUGGAAGGCAAAGCUGCUGGAGAAGGCAACUGGAAGGCAAAGCUGUUGGAGGAGGCAACUGGAAGGCAAAGCUGUUGGAGAAGGCAACUGGAAGGCAAAGCUGCUGGAGAAGGCAACUGGAAGGCAAAGCUGUUGGAGGAGGCAACUGGAAGGCAAAGCUGUUGGAGGAGGCAACUGGAAGGCAAAGCCAUUGAAGAAGGAACCUGGAAGGCAAAGCCUUUGGGCUCUGUUCUAUGCUUUGAGUGUUUGGAUGUCCCCACCAUGGUUUAAAAAGGGGGGGAAUGAGGGAGCAACAGAGGGUUGGCUUCUGGUGUGUCGCAGAUCACUGAUAUACCUCAACUAAAGCUCAGCACUUUUACUGGUGAUGGAAGAAAUCCAGAUGCUGGAGGAGUGGAGCAGAGCCAAACCUGGCCCUGGCAGCCCACAACUCUCCCAUGGUCCUGCUCCGCUUUGCCAUGCGCCCAGCAGUGACCAGCAAAGACUGGGAAGGGAAUUUCUGGUGCUCCACUGUGUGCCCAGAGAGGAGGAGGAGGUGGCAGGAGUCACCCUCCUCCCUCCUGGUGCCACCCUGGGAGGAGGAGAUACGGCCCAGCCCCUGAGGUGGGAGGUGCACGAAUGCUGGAGAGGCAUCGACGGAAGAUUCUGUGUUUGGGAGCCAAGGGGGUUUAAACCUGGAGGAUGGAGAUCCACGAGGCAAGGGCCGACCUGCAGAAGUCUUGUUCUGCCAGGCCCAGCAGCUGCUGGUGGAGGCAGCGGCGGUCAGGCCGUGCCAGCCUUCUCCUCGGUGGGACGUCCACCUCCACCUCCCCCGCAACCAGACGCCGUGUUCCGCGGGGUGCUCGCCUCCGGGCUGAGUGCCUCCUCCCCUGGAGGCCCACGGGGCUGUUUCUUACGGCCGCGCAGGUAGCAGUUUCGCUUUUGAAUGUUGCCUUCUACGGAGGAGGAUCAGGAGCCGGAGGGGACCUUCUGCCCCGCAGCGUGGCGUGGGGUUAGCUGCGUGUUGCCGCCGCUCUGGAUGUCCCACCUCAGCUGGUGAGCUGCUGCUGUUGGACACUGCUCCAACACCUCAGCAUCCCGUGCUGGGAAAAAAGGUGGGAAGGGGAUAAGAGGGGUGGCUUCAGUCUGUCACCUGAGUGUGCUCAGCUGGUCACAAGCCAGGCUGAUUCCUCGUCUACAACAAUAAAAUUUAAGGCCUGAGUCUUC